Ixodes scapularis (black-legged tick) is the source of this 9652-nucleotide messenger RNA. It is a transcript of the gene Invadolysin, whose product is annotated as leishmanolysin-like peptidase. Gene Ontology annotation, molecular function: metalloendopeptidase activity. The transcript has 18 exons. Gene Ontology annotation, biological process: proteolysis; cell adhesion. Bases 655 to 2646 code for a protein of 663 amino acids. Gene Ontology annotation, cellular component: membrane; cytoplasm. NCBI's taxonomy places the organism in Eukaryota, Metazoa, Arthropoda, Arachnida, Ixodida, Ixodidae. The record is from RefSeq and is a predicted model, not a curated record.
UUUGCCCAGCCGUGCAAUGUCGGGCUCAAAGAUAACCCAAGGGGGAAAAGAAAAGAAAAAUAUUGGCUGCCGAAUUACCAAGUCUGAGCGGAAGGAGGUCGCGUUGAAUCAGUGGGUCACGAGUUUUUUUAUUGCGACAGUCGACGGGUCUUUUAAUCUCGCCCUUAUCUUGCGGCGGAGCGUAGUAGUGUGUGUGUGUGUAUUCACCGAUUGUUUAUAGUGCUUCGAUUGUUCGUUGCACAAGGUAACCCCGAAGUUAAAGAUGAGACGUGGACGGCAGCGGCGGCGCCGCCUCUCGGAAAGGAACGCGGUAUCGCGCCGUUUCCGGCCGACCCUGCCGUUCCAUAAAGCGGCGCCGGAGGGAUGAAUUGUACAAAGUAGGCGGCCUUGGUUAAUUUGCCCUUGAGCUGCGCCCGCAGUCAACCGGGGAAGCCGCUGUUGUGCGAUGUCGGUUACGUGCGUGCAUAGCACGCAGCGCGUCGACUUGUAGAUUGAGGAACAGCGGGGGGAACCGGGGUGGCGCUGGCGUACGUCCGUGCGGCUCUUUCUCUUUGACCCGCAUCGCGGAUUUCCACCACGAGGUGGCCCGCGGUUUGGCAAGCGCAUUCGUUCGUGAUGGCUUGAUGCUGUGCGCCUCCGCUCCGGCACGGAGAUAUGGUAGCGGGAGUCAAACUCAAAUCGCUGGAUUCGAUGAAGAGUAUCGCGUGCUGGACACUGUUCAUUUCCUACAUGACGUGCGUGCAGUGUUUUCGUUGCAGCUACGUCCCGCCCAAAGUCGAAGACGUAUUAAAUCCGGUGCAUUUGGAGCCAUCAUCACACGUUAGGAAGCGGAGCAUCAGUCAACCUUUAAGAAUCAAAGUGUUCUACGACACAAGUGUGUACAGGUUACCCGUUGAAAAGUUUGAAAUCAUAAACGACACCAUCCUCCCUGAAGCACUCGCUUACUGGGAGAGAACACUCAUGGUGAGGCCAACACUAGUGCCUAUUAGGCUCAACAGGAAAUGCCCAAACAAUCAAGCCUUCUCACCUGAUCAGGAUCCAUACUUGUAUUGCAACGAAUAUUGCGAAAAUGUGACUACUUGUGGUGAAGUUGCCGUUCCUGAGGAACAUUUGGAGCCUUGCAGAGUAUGCGACCGCACUGGCCGAUAUUGCCAGACACAGCCAGGUCCACGUGGCAGGGGGAUUGCGGAGGCCGAUUUCGUGUUCUACGUGUCAUCGAUGCAAACAGAGCGCUGCUUCAAGGGCCAGACUGUCGCCUAUGCUGCACACUGCCAACAGGAGGCCUCCACUGACAGGCCCAUUGCUGGUCAUGCCAACCUGUGCCCUCACUCCAUCUCCACAAAGCCUCAAGACAUGGACACCCUGCUGUCCACAGUGAAACAUGAAAUUCUUCAUGCUUUGGGCUUCUCGGUGAGCUUAUAUGCCUACUUUCGUGAUAGAAAUGGCUAUCCAUUGACACCCAGGGAGAGGAAUGGAAAGCCAUCAGUAAACAAAGAGUUGCAAACUCACAAGUGGAGUGAACGUGUGAUGCGAAAGGUGAUGCGGACCAACUGGAAGAUUCAUGGAGGAAGCAUCAGCAAGAUCUCCUGGAUCAUGGUGACACCCCGUGUUGUGGAGGAGGCUCGGCGCCAUUUCAACUGCUCGUACCUGGAGGGAGCAGAGGUCGAGGACCAGGGAGAGGAUGGCACCAGGCUGACUCACUGGGAGAAAAGACUCUUUGAGAAUGAGGCAAUGACAGGGACUCACACUCAGAACCCAGUGUACUCCAGGAUCACUUUAGCUCUCAUGGAAGACACUGGUUGGUACCUUCCCAACUAUGAUCAAGCACAACCUCUCAAGUGGGGCCACAAUUUGGGCUGUGACUUUGCCUUAAAGAGCUGCAAGGACUGGAUCGACAGCCGUCGUGCAAGGGGCGUGACCAUCCAUCCCUUUUGUGACAAGGUGAAGAAGGACCCCCUCGAGACUGAGUGCACGGAGAGCCGCGACUCUGUUGCUCUCUGCAACCUGGUGGACCAUGGGGAGGAACUGGAGCCAGUAUUUCAGAACUUUGAUUCCAUUCCCGGCGUUCCAUCCAAUGAGCUUAGCAGGCAUGGUGGGUCAGUCAUACUCGCCGAUUACUGCCCUUAUAUCCAGGAGUUUACCUGGAACUCAAAGAACACAGUAGUCCGGGGCUCGCGGUGCCAAUUUCCAGAAAACAAUCCACAAGAUGAAAAGAACUUUGCCUUGGAGUACUAUGGACCAGGUUCCAAGUGUUUCAACCACAACAAGGAAAUGUGGGAGGAGAGGACGUGUCACCAAGUGCGUCAGUGGCCACACUGGGGGAGCGGUUGCUACAAGUAUGCUUGCGCCAAUGGCCGACUACAAAUCGAGGUGGCAAACUACACUUAUACUUGCUACCACUCAAAACAAGAAAUUAAGAUACAACUUCAAUACAGUGGUUGGCUGCACAUAGGUACUAUUGUCUGUCCACCUUGCCGGGAGAUUUGUGCGAAGGAAGGCAUGGAUUGUGAUGCAGACCUGGUCAAGGCAAGCUACCUGCAGGCGGAGAAGUAUUUCCACAAGGAUCGUCUCCUCUGCUGUGCCGGAAGGCAGUCUGCCAUUGCUCUGGUGUGGCUAGCGCUGAUUUUGCUAGCAGUGCUGAGGUGACCCAGGCUUUGACUCUGAGGGAAAGCCUCGAAAAGGACGAUUCUGGUCACGGGAGAUUGUCUGAGCUGAGAGAAGGAACUAGGUGACAAGCACCACCGUGCAAUCGCAUAUUACCUACGGAUUUCAGGGAGGCUGGGGAUUUGAAGUUGCCAGAUUCAGGGGAGCCCGCAACAAAUGUGCCGCCCAAGGGCAGACAUGCUAUUUCUUACAUCAUUUUUUGGGUUUAAUUCUCUGGACAUCCUGACUGGCUCCAAAGCUUUAGUACCUGCAUUGUAUCAUAUGAGCGUUUCCUUCAUGCUCAUCGUAGAUUUUAUGGUUUCCUCGAUUUCUCGCUAGAGGCCUCUUUUGCAUCUAGAGUGCAAAAGACAGAGUGAUAACGGUCUCGGGCCUUUUGAACAUCAUUCAUUCUUUCUUGGCUUAGCAUUGUCUCGAACAAACACAUAUGGGCAAAAGCUCUUGAGUACUUUGCCAAAAGUGAUGCUGUAACAAAUUAAUGGAUAUUUUUGUUGCUGAAAUACUAGGAAGCUUCUUGGUUCUGAACGAAAAUGUCUAGCACUCGGAGAGUAACAUAUUUUCUGGGCUAUAGUCCACAGACUAUAGAUGUUUAAGAGCUGAAAUUUUAGGCUGUGCAAGCUAUCUACGCGUGCGGACUAUACAGGAAUUAUGCUUUUCAAAAUCGCUCAUUAUGACGAGACAUGACGGAUUUUGUUAAUGAAAGUGUAUGUAAAUGACGAUUUACGUAUAAUACAAACUUCCUUAUGAGCUAAGAAAGCAUACAUUUGUCAAGAUGUGCCGUGUAUGAGAAAAGUUUUUGUGUCGAGCACCAGGUGCGACUAUGCACGGCGUGCGGACUAUGCAUUGGGUGUGGACUAUACCAGGUGCGGACUAUAGCCCGGAAAAUGCGGUACAGAGAAGGGGUGAAGACAUUGAGACCUGUGAUGGGCGAACCUUAGGUGCAUGGUGUGAUUUGAGGUCGUUGCUGUAAAGCAUCAUGCCUCAAAUGCAUCACAAAUGUUUACGACUGCAUGCUCUGUGUUGCAUAUUACACACUUUCACGAUUAACAAUCCUCCACCUUAGCAACCCUGAAAACAAAGAAUGAAGUUUUUUUUUUUUUUUUUGUAUUUUAUGUUGCCUAUUUUGACAUUACUGAGAAGUUAUAUGCAUGUGCCAAGGGCCCCAGACAAUUUCUAAUACAUAGUAUAAUGUGUCUAGCAAACGGGUAACAUUAUGUAACAACAAAACUGGAAUCUCCAGCCAAAACAUGAGGGUUUAUCAAAAAGUAAUUUCCACUUUCGAAUAAAGCACAAAAUAAAUAUACAAUAUCCCGAGUCAUCGCCCACCCCACUUUUUGGGUGAAUAUCAAUUAUAAAAAAAACGCCGAGUGAUCACCCCCAAAAGAAUCUUUUUCACUUUUUCCAGGCAAUUCAAUAUGGUGUCGGAAGACUACCCAAUUAAUAUUUUGCUACCGAGUCACGUAAAUUUUUAAUAAAGCCAAAAAACGCAACUGCUCGAAUCAAACUGAAACCUGCGCACAGAGGUCGGAGAAAGUGCCGGAAGUCACGUGGCUACACCCGACCGCGCGCUUUUUUAAUGCGAAAGCAUUAACUGGGGGGGUCCCAUGGAGUGAGCCGACGUCAUCAGUUUGAAGUGCGCCAAGUGGCACCUUAAAUCCUUUCUCCAAGUGAAGCCAGCUCCCAGCUAUGAAACCACGCAAAAAGCCUAGGCAGCGGCACCUAGUUUCCCCAAUCCCAAAGGAGCGGAGCAAAGCUGAUGGAUUUCGGCUUUGGUCCCAUUGGCUGGCGCACGUUGACGAGGCUCUCAUUGGCCGCUGCGCGUCAUUUUCCCAUGGCGCUGUGUGUCCGCAAAGCCGCGGCUCCACGCCCAAUGUCAUUGCAUGAACUUGAUCAUCGACGCAAGUACGAAGCAGACGGCAGAAGGGAGCAGAAGAGCGGCGUGCAUGUUUUCGCAUUCACAACUCGUAAGAAAUGCUUAGAUGUACCUCGAGUUGCUUUUUUUUUUUCUUUGCGCGCAGCUGACGACAGCGUUGCAGGAAUUGUUUGCCCUUGCGAUUGCUUUGCAGUCAUGUUUGUUUCGCUCGCUGUUCUGCACUUCAAGAUGUGUUGUUUUGUGUUUUGAAGAGUUGGAAAUGAGUAGUGAGUGCCCGCAAUGAAUGCCCGUGAUCGGCUCCGAAAAGAAUGCCCCCAAGAUGUCGCUUGAAGAGCUGCCUCACAGGUUCUGCAUCCAAAAAUGGCAUUGUGCGGCAGAGUCUACAAAAGUUUACGAAAGAUCAAUGGGAUGGGACCAAUGGCGAGCUGCAAUUCCUGCAGAGCAGUUACAGGCACCUCGGAAGGCAGACGCUACCCAAUUUAUAUGCUCCUUGCCUUUUGUGGAAAGUGACUACAUUGAGUUUGCAGUUGUCAAAAAGGGAGUCCCGUACCAUUUAGGUCAGCGACAUUUCGUCGACAUUUGUUUUUCAGUGAUAAUUGUAAAAAAAGAAUGUAAAUAUCUCAAAAUGUUAAAAAAAAAAAAAGACAGUUCGCUCACUUUUCGGAUUGAACCUGGGUCCCCUGCGUGUGAAGCAGACACCUUUCCACAGGAUUACUCUACAGCUUUGAAUAGCUCUUUUGACAAAUCGUCUUGUACGAGACCCGAUAGGGGAAACUGCCCGAGCGAUGUCUACAGCCACGAGAAGGGGCGAUGAUUCGGGGACGUCUUCUUGCAAAUCAGCUUGGUGGUCGGGCAUGUCAUACAAAAUGAAUCCUAAUUGUUUUGAUCGGUCCAAAAUUUCUCUUUCGAAAGAAGACAAAUUCGCCGGUGCCGCGAACGACAGUUCUGAAGUAGAGGUCCUACGCCCGUCGUCUGUUGCCAUCGCCGUUCAGCCUGCGAGUCCCACGAUAUGCGAUACGACGCCAUGUUCAGAAUUACACAGUGAACGCACAGAAUGCAUCUGGUUCUCUGUGCAACUUUUUUUUCAAUCACCAUAUUUGCAGCUUUUUAGAAGCCACAAAAAAUGGGUUUAAUCUUUUUUGUCUAUUUUUAAUAUUGAGUGUGUGCCUUCAAUGACCCACGGCUUUGAUUAAAUUUGGUAGUUGUGUCUAAACCUUAGAAAACAGCCCGUGACCACAGAGAAGAGAGUGAGCGCGACUCAAACCGGCCAAAUCUCGAUUGGCGGUUUUUGAGCGGAAAGAAACCGAAUUUCGAACCACAAAUUCUGUUCUGGGUAGUUGGGCUCUCAUAUAUCAUGUACAAGUAAAAACCUCAGCGAGCAUAAAUACCCUGUCAGCGUUCCUUUAAGAAAGGUGCCGUAGUGAAAAGCUUGGAGAAACUAUUCAAUAUUCUAUUAGAAAAUAUUUGGCCAAAACCGCUAUUCGCUUUGUAUUUGCUUCAAACUCAAAAUCCACUAUUCACAUAUGACUAGAUACUACCAAUAGAGCAACCCCUGAGCCAGUGUUGUCAGAAUUGGCUAAAACAGGAAAACCCCAAGUUGGAGCCGUCCUAUAAUGACAAAACCCUUCGCUGAAAGAAAUCUUUAUUUACAGCUUCAUUUCGUGCUGACCCUGUGCACAGCCUAAACUGAAUUGUCUGCGAGGCUGCAUCUUUCUUCGAGAACCAAAUACCUUAUCCCCUACCCUAAUGAUUCUGGGACAAUUUAUAGGUGGUUGGGUCAUGCUCAGGUGCCCUGGUGGCUGGGCAAUUAAUUCCGUGUUCCUUUUAAAUAUAAGCCCAGCAAAUGCAAAUUUCUGCCUGACAUUGAAAAUUAACACUGAAGAAUGCCAAAUCUCUGUGGAAAAUAAAGUACAAGAAAAAAAGUUUGUGAAAAAUAAAACAUGGAACUUUAAUUUCAAGUUACACCUUUUUUGUUAAGUGGCUGGGCCCAAAAAAAGGGGUAGACUUUUUUCGAGGUUUUGGCUUUUAGGGUGUGCAAAGAAUCAUGUAAAUGAGGCAGUUUCUAACAAGUAACCAAACAGACUAGCUUUGUUAGUGUUUUGUGGCAACAUUCGUGUUUCUCGCUGUGUAAUGUGUGAAUUCAGAGAUUUGCAACAACCUGUACGCUUCAGCUUAAGCUUAUCGAUGCUGCUGGUCAUCAAAUGUUAAGCCAUUGCUUUGCACUUACAUCCAUGCAGCCUUUUCUCUGAUCUUGCCUACAAGGAAUAUUUAUGUAUUUUCAUUUUAGCGAGAAUUUUUUUUGAGGCACAUUUUAGUUCAUUCUAGGGUUAGGUGCCCUUUGUAUGAGCGUGCAUCUACUUAAAGCAGGCUCAUCCAUUAUUCUGGUCAUCUUUUGGGGCCAGAGUUAAAGGCGGAAUCGUGAGGUCUACCUUGUGCAUUUUGAAGUGCAUUUCAGGACGUUCAAUUUUUAACUUGCUUUUUCUAGGGAGAACAGUGGUAGUCACAUCUUGCUGUCAUUGGUGCAACAGUAUAGCAGGCUCUCUGCUUUCAUCAGCCUUCUUAUUGUCUUGUUUUACACAAGCACUACCUUUAAUUGCCAUGCAGUAUUUUUUUGUGUCUUGUGCUUUUGCAAUUGGAAAGAUUUUGAAGCACAAACCAUUCAGAUGUGUAACGGUGUAUGCCAAUGCAAGUUGUCUAGAUUCUAUGGAAGCUACAGGAUUGAAUAAUGAGCAAAUGGAAACAUGUUGAUGGGUCUCUGUUGUUUUGAGGGUGUGUCACAAGACAUAUGAGAGUAUAACUUGUGUCCUCUAUUCUCAACUCUACAAGGGGCCCUGGUUGUCAUCAUGGGGCAUCAUUUAAGGUUCAAUUUUGGGUAAAUUUGUCUACAAUGCACAAAAUGCUUUUUCCCAAACUCUUUCUUACCAAUACUCUCGCAUGCAGAAAAAUAUGCGACUUGGAAGCAUGUUUAUAAUGUGAAACUAUCAUAAAAUAUUGUGGUUUUUCUUUAAUAUGGGUCUGCAUGCUCUUCUGAAUCUGCGAGGGCAUUUCCGAGAUCUCCCCAUUGACUUUGUGGAAGCCUCCCGCGACAUGUCCGUUAAGUGUGCUUUCUCUCACUACAGUCGUGCACUGCAAAGGAGUGCAACUACAAAAUGCAGAAAAGGGAGAAAUUGAAAAAAAAUCUACCGCCUCGAUAAUCUUGCUGGUGUGACGACUGUACCAGCUUUGGACUACACAUUGUUUUGGGGAAACAGAAGCCUUUAAAGUGCAUUUCCAUUAUCUGGGGCCUAGCGCAAUCAAGUGAACAGCCAGGUUUCCCCACCCUGCUGCCUUUUCACACCAAAGGGAAAUGCAGUUGAAGGGAGGAGCAGUCCUUCAAGAAGAUCAACUAAAUUAAGGCAUUGGCUGCCAUUUUUCUACUUCAACUAUCUCACAAGCUUUGGUGGCAUGCACUGUGAAGAAGCACAUUAUGUGUAUUUCUUUCACUUUAUAUUGUAGUUUCUGCUUUCCAAGUAUCUAAUGACACUUGAAUGUCUGAAAGACUUUUAUGCCAUUAGAUUAUGGGUUGUUGCACAAGUCCAUAAUCAGUUGCAAUAUUUACAAGCUAAUGAAGCAACUUUCAACGUGCAAUUUGAAAUAGAACAAAUAUAUUGAAGGAAUGCAAAGAGGGUGCAGUGAAAGUAGAAAACUUGAGAAGUUUGAGCUUUGAAAUAUUUGUUUUGUGGGAUCCCCCAACGCUGAAUAUUAAAGUUGUAAGCAUGGUAUGGCAUGCAUCCUUGCUAACCAUCAAGGUAAUCAAAGAUUGGUGUCCAAUUUCAUUUUUGCUUGUUUUCUAAUAUUUGCAGAUAAUAUUUUGUACAGAGAAACUUUUAAGGGCAUAGCAUUAUGAGUUUGACACUGAGUUGAGCUGUCCAUCAUCACACUGUUUGUGAGACCAUUUGUGAUGCUAAUAAUUGCCAUCAUUUAUUUUUUCUGUUUUAUCUUUUACUUGCACAUGCCCUUAUCGCGUUCCUUGGUACUUUUUUAGCCAUGCUCUGCUCCAUGCACAAACAACCCUGACAUAAUUCAUAAUACUUAUGAGACUGUUUUAUUCAUUCCAGUUAAGCUCUGUGUAUUUGUUUAAACGGGUUUUACAUUGUUUAAUUAUUUAACUGUGAGUGCCACUAUGAAGCGAUUGCUUUUCUGCCAGGGACUGCUUUGACUCUGGCCCUUUUUUUGUUUCUUGUUUUCAAACCUCAUGUUCUGGCUUUUUUUUUUUUAUCAACAUCAAAAUUAUAAAAAUAUUUCAUCAUUUAAUUGCAAACGAGGAAACCAUUGAAUCUAGAAAAGCACCAACUGGGUGCUUUCCCUUGCAGGGAAUACCAUCCAUAAACCAUUAUCAUCAAGUAGCAGAGAAGUAAUUUUUUUAGUGUUUCUCAUUUUUACUUUUUAUUCCAUAUUUUGUAUGUGUUUCUCAUCCACAUCAUUUCUCCUGGUAGAGUGACUGAGCAGAUUUUGCCAAUGCAAAAAGCCAACUCACUGUGGUGUUCAUACCUAGUUUCACACUUCUCCAAUCAGGUGUACAAUUUGUAGGUAUGAAAGAGCAACAUGUAUGCAAGUUAAAAUAUUAAAAACAAUUAUGAUAAUAUCGAGCAUUUCAACUUGUGUAAUAUGUUAAUGUCUGGCAUUGAGUUAGGUUUACUGAUGGCUCCAGGAGCUUUUCUGAGAGCUAAGAUGUUUACCUUUUAUGGUGUUUUCAGCACUACAGAAAUUCAUAUUCCAAUAUUAUUGCCAUGUCAUGGAUUUUGCACAUUGUCACAGAAAUAUUUUGCUCGUAAAUGUGCCCAGGCGGGCUGUCAUCUAAUGAUGCAGAGGGUGUUUGCUUUCUACAUGGGUGUACUCUUUGCAGGGCUUUAGACGUGCUGGCCGGCAUAAAAGUGAAGAGUGCGAACAUUCCACACAUGUACACAUUAUAUGUUAUUCUCUAUAAGAAUCUAUCCAUGCAUCAUCAUGUCACCAUGUUUGUCUCUUUUUUUAGUUGUAUUUAAGCAUGGUCCGAAGAAAAAGUGUUUAUUUAUUGUACAUCUUGAAAGCUUCCUCAUUUGUAGAUUUUGCCUUGGAGAAUACACAUUCUGAAAAGCA